Molecule: messenger RNA, 1137 nt
Organism: Puccinia graminis f. sp. tritici CRL 75-36-700-3
Lineage: Eukaryota; Fungi; Basidiomycota; Pucciniomycetes; Pucciniales; Pucciniaceae
Exons: 5
Coding region: 291-830 (179 amino acids)
Cellular component (GO): endoplasmic reticulum
Source: RefSeq, a predicted model, not a curated record
UCAAUCUGUCUCUGGAAGUUAUGUCCAUAUUUUGUUUGUCCUGAAUGCACCACGUUUAUCCAAGGUGGGUUGUUGUGAGCUUGCUGGGAAGGUAUGCCAAUAACUUCUUGAUGUUGUUGGAUGGUCUCAGGACUCUUGUUGGCUUCCAUGGCUGAGUAAGGCUUUCUUGGUGAGACGGCCGAGGAGGAAUCGGCGGGGAGCGGCCGGCCGACGACUAUCAAUCCCGAGCCAAGUGCUUCCACGAUCUUCGAUCCUCGAUCAACCAACUCAACACACCCAAAACAAUAUCGAUGGCAGCUUAUACCUCAGCCGACCGUCGCGACCAGGUCUAUCUAGGAUUCUUCCUAAUCCAUGCGAUCAGUGCAGUCUGUGUCGAUAUCCAGCCUCUCCUUCCGCAGGCCGCUCAGCUCGAUGUCUUCAAACGACUUCUGGACUUCUACUUGGAUAACACUUCCGAUCCCUUGAUGCUGAGCGCACGUUCGCAGGAUCCCAGCUUUCUGUGGUUUCGAUGGUUCCUGGUACACGAGGCUCUCUUUUUCUUACCAUGCUUUCUCAUAGGCAUCCGAGGUUUACUCAAAGGUACACCGAGCGUUUACCCUAUCCUAUUAGCCUAUGCCGCUGCCGCAUCAACCACAACGGCAACAUGUCUCGUGGUGCUUGUCUUGGGGGAUCGUAAAGUCCCGCUGACAUCGACCCAGUUCAUCUUCCUCCUGAGUGCUUAUGGACCGUUCUUUGCGGUACCCGCCGUGAUGCUCGUCGAUAUGUACCAUCGAAUCCAUCGUUUGAUUGGUUCCGAUUCCUCUAGACUCAAGGGCAAGAAAAAAGCAUGAACCCUUGGUACUCAAGCCUCUUGCGGUUCACACUCCACAGGAACAUGGGUAGGAACAGGAUCGAUCGAUAUAGAACCUCUCUCAUACCAAGCUUGAAUAAAGAAUAUGUGAAUAAUGGAAUUCAGCCGAAAACAGAAGAUUCAGCCUGCAAGCAACAGAGUCUGGGAAUCAACUCCGAUGGUUUUAGAGUUCAAUAUUGAUCAUGGUGUACAAAAUUGAUGACAGUUAUGCUCAUUUUACCUGAAUUCAAUCUGAUGCAUUCUGCUGACAAAAUCAUGGGGCGUCUCCGAUAACAUAGUGAGGGAGG